UCAUCCAAAAUUCUUCUCUCCUGUCUUCAAUGUUAUUUGUGUCUCCCUCUGGUCCUCUCUUUCCCCUCUGAAGAUGAGCAUGAAUUCAAGUAGCCGCCUUUUGGGACUAUGAAACUCGGGUGUGAUGAGUCACUGGCCGAGUGAAAACGGGGCUUCAUUUCCCUUCAUUGCGAGAGAGCGCUAAAGAAACACACACAGAAUUUUCAAAACAUAGUUGUUUUUUUCUCGUUUUUUCUUCCUUCUUGAAUUCUGAAAGAAAUCAGAAUAUCAGUAUCCAAAACACCAGCUCUAGUGGAUUGGUAUCCUGGUGAUUUGAUGUCCAAGAAUUCAUUUCAUUGAGGCUUCUAGUUAGGUGUAAACAUCCAUUCUCUCGUUAGUUGACCUUGUGAAUCAAAACCCUCUAGCUAGUAUACGAUUACUGCCGGCCAUCUUUUGCAAGCUCAGAGACUUGGAGAAGUGGAGGUUUUUUUUUUUUUUUUUAAUGGUAAGUUUUGAACAGGAAAAAGCUGAAGUUUUGGAAGGAAAGAGAUGGCGGAUGUUGAGAAUUCAUUAAGAAUGAAAGUAUCUACAGCUUCAGGAGAGGACACAAUUGUCUCUUCAUUUGGUAACCAAGGCAUGCCACUCUCCGUUACCGUGCCACAACCAAAGAAGAAGCGAAAUCUCCCUGGAAUGCCAGAUCCAGAUGCAGAAGUAGUUGCGUUAUCACCAAAGUCUUUAUUAGCUACAAACAGAUUCGUGUGUGAGAUCUGUAACAAGGGCUUUCAAAGGGACCAGGACCUGCAACUUCACAGACGAGGCCAUAACUUUCCAUGGAAGCUAAAGCAACGAACCAACAAAGAGCCAAGGAAACGUGUCUAUGUGUGUCCAGAGCCAUCUUGUGUACAUCACAACCCAGUUAGAGCUCUGGGGGACCUUACUGGCAUUAAAAAACACUUCAGCAGAAAGCACGGUGAGAAAAAGUGGAAGUGUGAGAGAUGUUCAAAGAAAUAUGCUGUUCAGUCUGAUUGGAAAGCUCACAUGAAAACUUGUGGCGCUAGAGAGUAUAAAUGCGAUUGUGGCACUUUGUUUUCAAGGAGAGAUAGUUUUAUAACACAUAGGGCAUUCUGUGAUGCGUUAACGGAGGAGAGUGCAAGGGCGCAAACCCUAGCGAUAACGGGGAAUGAAGGGAAUGGUUGUGACGUCAAGUGUGUGGUUGCUUCACCACCGCCUCCACCACUUACGCCGUCUACUAGCGUGGUGUCUCCGGGUUUGUCAGUUCAAAGCUCAGAAUUGGCAGAAAAUUCAAUUAGAUUUUCACCACCAACACCAGCAGCUAUAUGCCUGCAUGACUCAUCUACGAGCACAAGCUCAGCUAGCUCAACCAGUAAUGUAUUUGCUAGUAAAUUGGCUUCUUCAACAGCAUCACUGACUGCUAUCCCACGACAAGCAUCACUAUCUCCGUUUCCAAUGUUUUGUGGCUUAGCUCAUUCUGAUUGUCCCCCUACCAUGCCAACACCUAAAGCAAUGGAUCCCCCUUCACAGACUCUUUCACCAUCAAUUUAUCUCCCAAACCCGACCUCCUCUCUCUUCCCCACAAACCAAGAUCGGCGCCAUUACACACCGUCUCCGCAACCGGCCAUGUCUGCCACUGCAUUGCUUAAAAAAGCAGCACAAAUGGGUGCAACUACAUCAAACCCAUCAUUUCUCCGUGGUUUAGGUUUUCCCCCUUCAACUAAUCAAGACGGCAAUGGCAAUAAAUGGGACAUGAAGCCAGAGAAUAAUACUACUUUUUCCGCUGGGCUUGGACUUGUACUCCCCACUAGUGAUAUUAUGAUGAAUUCAUCUUCGUUGUUUGGAAAGAAGCCAACAACACUCGACCUUCUUGGGCUCGGCUUGGAUGCUGCUAGUUCUGCUUUGCUAAACUACAAUGGUUCUGAUGGCUUUAAUGUUGCAGCAGCAGCAGCCGCUGCAUAUGGUGGUGGAAGGAGAGGGAAUUCUGAAGAAACAUGGGAUGGAAGCCACAACAACAAGGUUCCUGAGAGAAAACCUAAUGGAUCCACAGCAACCUCACUUUAGAGCUCUAUCUAGCUAGCUUCACUUCUCCCAGGUAUUUUUGUCAAGGGUGGAAAAGAAGCUGAGCACUCAGGGGCAUCACUCUGAGCUUUUUAUAUGUAGAUAUACGUAACACCUUCUUGUCUCCAUACCAGGGAGGAGAAUUUUCUUUUCGUCGUUUCUUAAACAUAUACUCUUGUUAUCUCGUAGUAGGAUGCAUAUUUUUGGUCUCCAUGGAUAGUACGUAGUUGCUUUUCGAAGGCAAGUUAAAAUCGAAAUAUUUUCACGGAGUGAUGGUGAA
This is a messenger RNA of Populus euphratica (Euphrates poplar), 2332 nucleotides long. Its product is annotated as zinc finger protein NUTCRACKER-like. The transcript is spliced from 4 exons. The record is from RefSeq and is a predicted model, not a curated record. The coding region runs from base 529 to 2055 and encodes 508 amino acids. Gene Ontology annotation, cellular component: nucleus. Gene Ontology annotation, molecular function: DNA-binding transcription factor activity. Lineage: Eukaryota; Viridiplantae; Streptophyta; Magnoliopsida; Malpighiales; Salicaceae.